Apaloderma vittatum (bar-tailed trogon) is the source of this 1429-nucleotide messenger RNA. RefSeq names its product apolipoprotein O (gene APOO). NCBI's taxonomy places the organism in Eukaryota, Metazoa, Chordata, Aves, Trogoniformes, Trogonidae. Gene Ontology annotation, cellular component: MICOS complex. The record is from RefSeq and is a predicted model, not a curated record. The coding region runs from base 1 to 1074 and encodes 357 amino acids. The transcript is spliced from 10 exons. Gene Ontology annotation, biological process: cristae formation.
AUGAUUUCUCUUUUGAGCAUUUCCACGCUGCUCGCCCUGCCCGUCCUGCACAAAAAGAAACGUUUGAAAUUGCUUCUCGGCUGCAGCAGCACGGAGCUGCGAGUGAGCGUUAUUGCGGGGGUUGCCUUCCUCACCUCGUCCCCCGAGUGUCCCUUGGUUGCGUGUCGGUCGUCGGCGAAAUCUGCGAGAAGGGGCGAAGGUGGAGAUCUGCACUUCAGACAGACCGUUGCCUCCAAGGGCUUGGCCUCUGAUCAGAGCUCCAGUCCCCUUCAGGCUAAAAGCAAGUUGAUUAAUCUUUUGCCAAAUUGGCGAGGUGAAUUGCCUCGCGGCGGAAGCGUCCAGCCACCAAAGCUAGGGCGAGGUGAGCAACAGCAGGACUUCUGGGAACCGGUGUCAAGAGUGGAGCCAGAUCUCUCCGCUUUGGUAAUUCGGCAGGGGGCCACCCCUGUUAGCCUGAGCUUGCUCGCUAUCCAGGUUUAUGCUGCUUCUUCAGAGAAGGACACUUCCAAAAAGGAGUUACUGAAAAUUGAGGAGCUGUCGCUCUACUCCUCUCCAGCUCGUGAGACGAGAUAUGUGGAGAAUCCACAAACCCAACUGGAAGAGGAGAUUUCACAUUUACGACAUGCUAUGGAACCGUAUACAGCCUGGUGUCAGGAUCUUUAUGCCAAAGCUAUGCCCAAAUUAGAAAAAGCUGUUGAGCAUGGUAGAGAGGGCUUUGAUUUUCUGCAAAACCCCCCUGCUGGAUUUUAUCCAAGACUUGGUGUGAUAGGUUUUGCUGGAAUUGUUGGAUUGUUUCUUGCCAGAGGCUCAAAAAUAAAGAAGCUAGUGUAUCCUGCAGGUCUGAUGAGUAUUGGUGCCUCCAUGUAUUACCCUCAGCAGGCGGCUGCUAUUGCAAAGGUCGCUGGUACACAGCUGUAUGACUGGAGUCUUCAGGGAUAUAUUGCUGUAGAAUCUAUCUGGAAGGAUAAUCCUAAGAAGAAGAAAUCUGGAGAAAAAAGUGAUAAGGGUGAUGCAAAUGGUAACAAGCCCCUGGAAAUCCAUGCUGCUUCAAAGGAAGAACGAGCCCAGAAGUAGAACACCAGAUCUCUUGGCAUCAAACAGGUGAAUAAAAACCAUAGAUAUGAGCAACAGUUUCCCAAGAAAAAGAGGAAAACCAUCUGAAUCCAUUUUGAUUUUGAAUGUGACUAAUCUGCCUUCUGCCUCAGGAAAAACUGAUGGUGUGCUGCUUGGGCUUCCGGUGUGGAGCCUGUGGAAGGACACUACGCACUUUGGGUCACUCUUAAGACCUUGUCCUCAGUUCUGCAGUGGGACUCAAGUUUGCCCGUGCUUGUCCCAUUGCAGGAUCAGCACUGCAAGUAGCAAGUCUCAAAAUUCCUCGGUCUCUUGUUGUUAUUAUUUAUAUAUAAAAUAAAAUUCCGGUCACACAAAA